Messenger RNA from Lotus japonicus, 459 nucleotides. RefSeq names its product ATP synthase subunit epsilon, mitochondrial. Gene Ontology annotation, biological process: proton motive force-driven mitochondrial ATP synthesis. The coding region runs from base 73 to 282 and encodes 69 amino acids. Gene Ontology annotation, cellular component: mitochondrial inner membrane. The transcript is spliced from 2 exons. NCBI's taxonomy places the organism in Eukaryota, Viridiplantae, Streptophyta, Magnoliopsida, Fabales, Fabaceae. Gene Ontology annotation, molecular function: proton-transporting ATP synthase activity, rotational mechanism. The record is from RefSeq and is a predicted model, not a curated record.
AGAUCGGUACAGUGUCUACGAGGGUUUCAGAGAAACAAAAAGCGUCGCGAAAAGUGAGAAGAGAAGAAGAAGAUGUCGUCUGCAGUCGGAGCGGUACCGUUCUGGAGGGCGGCGGGGAUGACCUACAUCACCUACUCCAACAUCUGCGCCAGUCUCGUCAGAAACUGCCUCAAGGAACCCUACAAGACCGAAGCCCUCUCUCGCGAGAAGGUCCAUUUCUCUCUCUCCAAAUGGACCGACGGCAAGCCUGAAAAACCCACUGUCCGUUCAGACGACCAUUGAUUCGGAAUAGCAGCAAGCUAUGCAUGCAUAAGGUCUGAAGGUCAAUUGUCAUUUUGAACCUCUGGUUUUUUUGUUUUCCAUUGUUUUUUCUGUCCAUGACAUGGCACAGUAACUUGAUUAUGGAUUUGCAUGGUUUAUCAUGUAAUAAUUAAAGUUUCAACAUGAUUUUAAACUUCA